This is a messenger RNA of Labeo rohita (rohu), 1657 nucleotides long. RefSeq lists its product as uncharacterized. The transcript is spliced from 3 exons. NCBI's taxonomy places the organism in Eukaryota, Metazoa, Chordata, Actinopteri, Cypriniformes, Cyprinidae. The record is from RefSeq and is a predicted model, not a curated record. The coding region runs from base 25 to 1380 and encodes 451 amino acids.
CAGCUUUGCCACCUUUACCUUUCCAUGAUACACCAGACCAACUUCUUUAGGGAAGAAAAGGUCCAAAAAUACAACAUCAAGUGCUGGGACAGGAGGACUAACAAGGUAAAUCUGACAGACUGUACGGGUCCGUUGGCUGAGAGCGACUGUACUGUAGGCCGACAUACAGAACACCUCCAUCUAACUGGACGUGUCUUCCAGGGUAUCUUGGGUCCUCCUGUCCCAGGUACUUCUGGGGGAAAAAUCAUGAUUAAAAAAUUGCUACUUCGAUUGAAAAGGUUGUUGGAGCCGAGGCCGCGGCCGUGGAUCAGCAGAGAUGAAAAUGACAACAUCAAGAUUAUUGAUUUGAGUGAGAGGGAAACAAGUGUUAAAAUUAUAAUUGAACGAUUUUUUUCUUAUUAUUUUUAUUAUUAUUUCUUUCCUCAAUAUUCCUCUUUUUCUAAAAAUCAGAAUAUAUCUUCUAAAAUUUCAGAGUUUAUAAAAUAUUUUGAAUUGGAUAAAAAUCAAUUAAUUCGCAGCCAGUCUGGAUUUGCAGUGACUGAAUGUGAAACAGGACCGCCUGUAUUAAUUGGACCCUUUAAGCCAGAAAAUGUUUCCAACACGAAGCUUCCUGAUAUAAUCCACAGCGAAGAUCAAUGCAUUGGUCACAUAGAAGAAACAAUUAAAGGCAAAGAGCACACGAUAAAGGCUAUUUAUAUAUUUACAAAAUACAGUCCCUGUUUAGGCAGAAAAGAUCAUGAUCCCUGUAUGAUCCAGCUAGCUCGAUUCUCUGAAAAAAUGUUUUAUCAUCAUAAAAUAAAGGUUUACGUUUUUUUCCAGGACAUUUAUGGUUUAUCGGGGAAUUUAGUAAACGAACUAAGGAAAUUGAGCCGUGAACAAGAUCCUUUAAUUAAAAACCCACUAUUACAGUUAAAAGAAAUGAUUAACAAACAACAGCGUAGAUCAAAAUUCAAAUAUUCAAAAGAAGAUCAAGAUGAGAAAUUACAAAUAAAAAACAGUUCAAUGAUCAAAAAGUAUAUCACAACAGAAAUUAAGAAAAUAACAGAUGAAAAAAGUUGGAAGUUCAUCUCUUCUCUACAUCAAGUUAAAAUUGAAUUUCCUAGUGACGAAAUGACAUUAGAUGAGUUUGAGAACUUUGGAAAAGAACAGGCUGAAAAAAUAAAGAUACAGCUGAAACAACUGAAUGUUAGUGAAGAAAUAAGUGAAAUAAUAUGUUCACUUUUUCAUUCUAAAUGGUGUGAUCUGAUUAAUGACAGACAUGAAGAGUUUAUAUAUGAGAGGCUCAGUGAAUGCAUUAAUACAUUUGCUGUUCAUUUUGCUGUUCAGGAUAUAAAGGCCGUCACAAAACAUUUCAAUCUGAUAAGAAUAAAUUUAGAAUAAUUACAGUGCAUGUGAUUUAUUACUAUACAAAUAGUUGUUCUGCUUUGGGUUGGGGCUUUCACUGUGUAAUGUUGUGUUGUGUAAAGGCUCUGUAGUGUCUCAUUGUUUUGCAUUUGUGAGUAUUUCUCUGUGAUCAUCUCCAUAAAUCCACCUGAGAGAUGAGAUGUUUGCAUCUACAGACUCAAGACACUGUCAGAAUGGAGAUUCUCCAGUUUAACGCCUGUUAAAACACCUGCUCAAUGUCAACAGACACACAACUGUAUCUAUUCAAUAAAUC